Oncorhynchus masou masou (cherry salmon) is the source of this 3833-nucleotide messenger RNA. It is a transcript of the gene fmr1, whose product is annotated as fragile X messenger ribonucleoprotein 1. The transcript has 15 exons. NCBI's taxonomy places the organism in Eukaryota, Metazoa, Chordata, Actinopteri, Salmoniformes, Salmonidae. Gene Ontology annotation, biological process: regulation of filopodium assembly; positive regulation of protein phosphorylation; regulation of alternative mRNA splicing, via spliceosome. The coding region runs from base 246 to 1991 and encodes 581 amino acids. Gene Ontology annotation, cellular component: postsynaptic density; membrane; dendritic spine. The record is from RefSeq and is a predicted model, not a curated record. Gene Ontology annotation, molecular function: translation regulator activity; mRNA 3'-UTR binding; protein homodimerization activity.
UCUUAUGUUUACAUCAAUGCGUGCAUUGCAAGAGCGGUUGUGAACUGUGCAUUCUAGCGUCAUUUAAAAGUUUCGCUUUCAUUUCUUUAGAAAUCUUCAACUGCAACUUUGCAAAUCGAAAUAUUAAAGAGAUACAACAGGGAAACGUCGUUACCGGGGGAUCCAGGACCAGAGCUUUGCACGCACCCAGUGUUUUUAGCAAACCAGCUAAGUUAGCAUUACAUUAGCUAGCAUAGCUAGGCGUCAUGGACGAGCUAGCGGUUGAAGUCAGGGGGACGAGUGGGGCUUUUUACAAGGGCUAUUUGAAGGAUGUUAAUGAAAGUUCUGUCACUGUCUCCUUUGAAAACAAUUGGCAGCCAGAGCGUCAAAUUCCCUUCCAUGAUGUUCGAUUUCCUCCACCCACAGGUUUUCAGAAAGAGAUAAACGAGAGUGAUGAAGUUGAGGUAUGUGCUGUUUAUUCUAGGGCCAAUGACAAAGAACCAUGUGGCUGGUGGCUGGCGACAGUUCGAAUGGUGAAGGGUGAGUUUUAUGUCAUAGAGUAUACCGCUUGUGAUGCCACGCUAAAUGAAAUAGUUACAUUAGAGAGGUUACGACCUGUGAAUCCAAACAAGCCAGCUACAAAAAACUCCUUCCUGAAAAUUUAUCUGGAUGUCCCAGAGGACUUGCGGCAAAUGUGUUUAAAAGACUCGCAUAAAGAUUUUAAGAAGGCUUUGGGAGCAUUCAAUGUCACUUAUGACUCAGACAAAAAGCAGCUUGUUAUUCUGUCCGUGAAUGAGGUUACAACCAAAAGGGUGCAGAUGCUGAGCGACAUGCAUUUCCGGAGCCUGCGCACCAAGCUGUCCCUAAUGCAGAGGAAUGAGGAGGCUAGCCGCCAACUGGAAAGCUCUCGGCAGCUGGCGUCCAGGUUCCAUGAACAGUUUGUGGUCCGGGAUGAUCUGAUGGGGCUGGCCAUUGGGACCCACGGUGCCAACAUCCAGCAGGCCAGGAAAGUUCCUGGGGUCACCACUAUAGACCUGGAUGAAGAGACCUGCACCUUCCAUAUCUAUGGAGAGGACCAAGAGGCUGUCCGCAAGGCUAGGAGCUUCUUGGAGUUUUCUGAAGAUGUCAUCAAAGUACCAAGGAAUUUAGUGGGGAAAGUCAUUGGGAAAAAUGGAAAGCUGAUCCAGGAAGUGGUGGAUAAAUCUGGUGUUGUUCGUGUUCGGAUUGAGGCAGAGAACAACAAGAAGCCACCUCCAUUGGAUGAGGGCAUGGUGCCGUUUGUCUUUGUGGGGACAAAGGAGAGCAUCUCCAAUGCUAAAGUACUGUUGGACUAUCAUCUCAACUAUCUGAAGGAAGUGGACCAGCUCCGUAUGGAGCGACUGCAGAUAGAUGAGCAGCUGAGGCAGAUUGGGGGAGGGGGCCCCAGGGGGGGCCCAGGGCCUGGACGGCCUGACAAGACCAUCGUAGACAAUGGCGGCCUGGGGAUAAUGGGCAUGGGCUCCCAGAGAGGAGGGAAGCCAUUCGUCAGGGGAGGAGGCCGUGGCCGACGUGGUGGUCCCUCUUUAGCCUCAGGCACUAACUCUGAGGCUUCCAAUGCCUCCGAGACUGAGUCGGACCACAAGGAUGAGCUGAGUGACUGGUCUCUGGCCCCCACUGAGGACCUGACUGGGGGCUUCCCCAAACGACCUGAUACACGCAAGAGAGGAGGGCCUCGUGGGCGGGGAGGGAGAGGAAGAGGGGGAGGCUUCAAAGUAGCUGAAGACAUCCAGUGGACUGAGUCACGCUCACGGAAUACCAGAGACCCUAAGCUGAGGCCUCUGGAAGAUUCUUUGCAGAUCAGAGUGGAUGGUAAUAAUGAGAGGAGUGUUCAUGCUGCAGCCAGAGGCCCCGCAGGCGAUGGAGCCAACCGACAGAGACCCAUAAAAGAGCGACCUAUCAAGAAGGAUAACCAGGAAAGCCCUAGUGGUGAAGCCACCGCCAUAAGCCUGGCGAUGGUGAACGGGGUGUCGUAGACGGGGCCGACUGAAGGCACCCUCAUCUCUCUCACCACACCAUCAAUCCAGAAGCUUCUUCAUUAGAGACACGUUAGGCCAAAGAGGAGCAGGUCAGGGCUGAAAUGAAGCACACUUUGGACAAACUAACUCCAGCGGCAGGUGGAUGGGGUGUUUGGUGGGUUACUGUGUACAGGGAAGGAGCCAUCUAGGGUUUUAGGGGUUAACAGGAGAAGGAAAAUGGCGACUACAGUCUUUUUCUAAGUGACAUUGUUGACAACUACCUAUCAGAUGAUUUAAAAGCUGUGGAAAGAAAAUGUGUUUAAAACAAAGAGGGGCCAACCUGAUGAAUCUGUAUUUCUUAAGAUAUGGUUUUCUAUCGCUUGUUCAUGUACUAGCCUUUUCUCUGGAUAGAGGGUUGGAUUGUUUGGUCCUUCCUGCCUUCUCUCUCUCAUGGCAUGUGUUUAUGGAGCCCUGUGUCGCAGUGGAAUAUAGAACUCAUUAUCAUGUGAGGUCACCGCUGCAUCAUUAGCAACAAACAAAAAAAAUAACAUAAAAAGAACGCCCCCCUCCUGUCUGAUCUGUGCCUUUUAUCUCCUGUGGAUAGUAUCACAAAUAGAAAUUGAAAUCAGGGAAGACGACGACAUUGGGAAAACGGUAAUGGAUUUUACUUGUGUGUAGUGAACACACAGCUCACCAUCUAAAAAAAAUGAGAACUGUCUUUUUAACCUUGCAAUGCAUGUUCAUUAUUAUCAUCGGUUUCCACAUCCGGGAAGUCAGCAAUCUGAUGUGUCACUUUGUUUCCUUUUGCUGAAUAUUUCUUGAAUAGGGAUGAUGAUUGACUUUUUCUAGCUAGUGAUAUAGCAUUUAUUUUUUGGAAAGGGGGGAAUGACAAUGAACUCAAUAUCGAUCUUACCACGGUCACACUGGGUUUGUGUGGAUUUUGAUUCAAGGUCUCAGAUUAUUUUGUCAUUUCACACCAUGGAGACACUGAACAGUAUCUUAUGACAGAAUCACUUCUAUGGACCUUUUAACAUGAACUAUGUCAAACUGGAGACAGAUAUUGAGAACAUGGUCCUUUCACCAUGCAUUCACCAACAAUCCCGUUCCUGUUGGUUUUUUAUUUCAGAGAUUCAAUGAAAAGAGUGGCACACCUCUCUCCAACCCUAACAUGUUGUUCAUAUGAUAUUGGCAAUUGGUCAUUAGAUUGUAAAUUAUAAAGUGGGUUGCAUACUGUAUAUCUAAUUUGUUAAAAUAAUUUUUUGCUAUUGUUUUGGAUUGAACUUCAAAUGUGCACUUAAUCAUUUUAUUUGUUAUCUGCAACUACUAAAUAAUAUGAACUAUAAUAAACUAUGUCAUAAGAUUUCUUCCGCAGGGGAAUCACAUGAAUGCUGCCAACAAUGUUACCAAGUUUAGAUACCCUAUAGCUAAUGGAGUUUCCUGUACCUUCACCGUACAGAUGAUGGAGUUUAGUCCCAUGGUAUAACCCUCUGUCUUAUAUGGGAUCAGUGCUUGUGCAUUAAAACCUUAGUUUAGUUGAUUCUUAAAAAAAAACUGCUGUGAGGAUAUAGCUAGUGUUUUGUUCUAAUUUAUUUUGGGGUUUUCUUGUUUACUCUAAAUUGCAAUGUUGAAUGGUGUACAGGUAAUGGGCAUCAGUCAUCAGCUGUCGGCCUCUUGUCUCGCUGUAAUUUUGCUCAUGUCCAAUUCACAAAAUAGCAUUUCAGCAGGCUAACAGCCACUGCUCUCCCCAGCGUUAACAGUCAACAAUUCAACUGGCCCAGUCCGGCUAUGAAAUUACAUUGAUAUUCAUUUAAUAUUUUGUACUAAUAGUAGCAAAAAAUAAAAUAAAAAAAUGAAAUGGUG